AUGGACAAAGGAAACAAGAACAUCCAUUCGGUCGACUAUGAAUCUCCAAAAGCUGGUGGUAUGAGAUGGGUGAAGUCGGAAAAUGGGCAUGAAAGAUUGGUGUAUGUAAGCUUCUCAUCUCCAAAUAAAUUAACCCAGAAGGACCUGGUACGAGGUCUUCCAAACUCAAGAGUCACCUGGAUACGGGUUCACAAAACAAAGGAGGAGACUCUCGAGGUGUUAAUGGUUCUUGUCAAGAAGAUUCAAGAGAAAGCAAAAAAGGGGGGGAUCACGCACAAUUUCUCUACACCAAGGACUCCACAGCAAAAUGGUAUUGCUGAAAGAAAGAACGGAACUAGAAGAUGUGGCAUGGAAAAUGCUCAUCGACUAUGGAAUCGCCAAAAUUCUGGGCAAAAGCAGUAUGAUGAUGUUAACUGUGCAAGUUUUUCUGUGGAAAGGAAAAGCACUUCUGGAAUGGUUCACUUUCCAUGA
Messenger RNA from Nicotiana tabacum (common tobacco), 471 nucleotides. The record is from RefSeq and is a predicted model, not a curated record. Lineage: Eukaryota; Viridiplantae; Streptophyta; Magnoliopsida; Solanales; Solanaceae.